AUGGAUGAACGUAAGAAAUCGGAGGGGGAUGUGCAUGCUGGUCGUUACAAGCCGCCAUUCUCAUCUGCUUCAUUCCAGGGUUUAGCGUCAAGAGUUGUUGAUAUUGAUGGCAAAACCCUAGUGCCGCGGCGGGGGUUCUUUCCGGCUACUAAUAACGAGCAGGGUAAGUUUAAUGUGAUAGAUGAAUUGACUAAAAUUACUGUUCCAGUUACUGAGGGAAGUGCUAAUCGUGAGCAUAACUCUGAUGAUGUUCCGAAUUUAAACAAGGUCGAUGAUGUGACUAAACCUGUGUCAUAUGCUGAAUCGCUGAUCAAUGCUAAUAAUCGGAAGAUAAACUUUAGAUCACUUGCUAGUUCUGAUCGACGUGAUGAUUGUGAUGUAGUUCUACCGAAAGACUCCGUUCGGGUUGUCACGGACAAACUUGCUAAUACGUUAUAUGGGUAUUUCCUGGGAGAUCGGAUUGCUUAUCCGGUGGUUGACUAUUUCGUGAAGAAUAACUGGAAAAAAUAUGGGCUGCAAAAAUCAAUGAUGAACGCUAACGGGUUUUUCUUUUUUAAGUUUGCUGAUCGGUCAGGUAUGAUGUCUGUUCUUGAGGAGGGUCCAUGGAUUAUUAGAUCCCAACCGAUGUUUUUAUGUGAAUGGAAUCCAAGCUCUAAGCUGGUUAAGUCGGAGGUGAAAAAAGUCCAAUUAUGGGUUAAAAUUCAUGAUGUUCCGUUAGCUGCUUACACGGAGGAUGGCCUUAGCUUGAUUGCCACAGCAAUUGGUGAACCAAAGUUGCUUGACUCAUAUACUACUUCGAUGUGUUUAGAUUCUUGGGGUCGAAGCAGUUAUGCUAGGGCUUUGAUUGAAGUGUCGGCUGAUAAAGAUCUCAAAGAGGAAAUCACAAUGGCUAUACCGGAUCUUCAAGGGGAAGGGUAUGUUAAGGAGAGUAUGUACGUGGAAUAUGAAUGGAACCCUCAUAGGUGUUCUCUAUGUUGUGUGUUUGGCCAUGCAGAUGAUCAUUGCCCCAGGCAACCUAAAAAGAUGGUUAAACAAAACAAUGGGGAUAAGCAAAAUAAGCCGUUUGAUGCUGGUAAACGUUAUGACAAACGCCCGGUUGUUGAUGAGGAAGGAUAUACGGGUGUUCAGCCGAAGAAAGUGGCUCGGAAGGCGGGGUUUCCAAUCAACAAGCCAAAACCGAAAUUUGAAUAUAGACCGGUGGGUCCAAAACCAAAGGCAGCUAGCAAUAAACCGGAGUCGACUAACUCAGUAUUUUCUCACAACCCGUUUUCUGUGCUAAAUAGUGUUGAUGAUUUCCAAGUUGGGGAAUCUAGUAAAGAUGGAGGUGGUGAAAACCAAUUGUCGGAUGAUGAAGAAGUUAUUGAAGUUUAUAAUGAAACAGAUGAGUUUAUCAUGGAAGGUACUACUAAUCCGCAAAAAAAACAAGGGGCAAGCACUCCUUCUCAAGGGGUUUCCAAUGUUCUGGAGUCGCAUGUGGAUGUGAAUAACCUUAGGAAGGUGUGUAAUUCAGUUUUCUGUCGUUGGGAAUGGACAUCGAAUGGAGGUAUUUGUGAUAAGGGAACGCGUAUUAUCAUAGGGUGGAACCCGGAUGUUUUUGAUCUUAUGGUUUUGGCUCAAACCCCUCAAGUGAUGCAUCUCCAAUUGUUUCUGAAAGAGGAUAAAAAGUGGUUUUUUUGCUCGGUAGUGUAUGCAGCUAACUAUUACAUAAACCGGCGUGUCUUAUGGUCCCAGUUGUCUAUGCAUAAACAGAUGGUUGGUGAUAAAGCUUGGAUCAUUAUGGGUGAUUUCAACUCGGCCUUGCAUUUAGAUGACAAAUCUUUGGGUGCGUCUUCCAUAUCAACGGGUAUGAGAGAUUUCCAAGCGUGUGUUUCAGAAAUUGAAGUCAUGGAUAUUAAUCAGUCAGGCUUUCAUUACACAUGGAAUCAAAAGCUGAAGAGGGGUGUAGGUCUUCUCAAGAAACUGGAUCGUGUGAUGGGUAAUAUGCCGUUUAUUACUGAGUUCCCUAAUGCUAUGGCUGUGUUUUACCCGUACAGGUUGUCGGAUCAUUCGCCUUGUGUCCUCACGAUUAAAAAAGCUGCUGCCACUAAACGCCAGCCUUUUAAAUUCGCGAACUUUUUGGUUCACAAACCUAAAUUUCUUAACAUUGUAAAGAAUGGUUGGGAGAUGAAUGUUAAUGGGGUUCACCAGUUCCGAGUUGUGAAAAAGCUGAAAUGCCUAAAGAGUCCGUUGCGUGCUUUAUUAUUUAAUCAGGGUAAUCUUCAUAAAAAGGUGGCUGACUUAAGGGAUAAUCUUGAUGAUAUUCAGACUAAGAUUGAUAAGGAUCCAAUGAAUGCUGAUUUGCGCACCAUCGAGACAAAAUUAAAUGCUGAGUUACAGGUUGCUUCUCUUGAUGAGGAAAGAUUCUUGAAACAAAGUCUAAGAUGGAGUGGCUGA
This is a messenger RNA of Helianthus annuus (common sunflower), 2433 nucleotides long. RefSeq lists its product as uncharacterized. The coding region runs from base 1 to 2433 and encodes 810 amino acids. The record is from RefSeq and is a predicted model, not a curated record. NCBI's taxonomy places the organism in Eukaryota, Viridiplantae, Streptophyta, Magnoliopsida, Asterales, Asteraceae. The transcript is spliced from 2 exons.